Molecule: messenger RNA, 6829 nt
Organism: Zootoca vivipara (common lizard)
Lineage: Eukaryota; Metazoa; Chordata; Lepidosauria; Squamata; Lacertidae
Gene: MST1R
Product: macrophage stimulating 1 receptor
Biological process (GO): cell surface receptor protein tyrosine kinase signaling pathway; cell migration; nervous system development
Cellular component (GO): plasma membrane; signaling receptor complex
Molecular function (GO): ATP binding; transmembrane receptor protein tyrosine kinase activity; protein binding
Source: RefSeq, a predicted model, not a curated record
UCAUAUCACCCCUUAACCUUCUCUUCUCCAGGCUAAACAUACCCAGCUCCCUAAGCCAUUCCUCAUAAGGCAUCGUUUCCAGGCCUUUGACCAUUUAUGUUGCCCUCCUCUGGACAUGUUCCAGCUUUUCAGUAUCCUUCUUGAAAGAAGGGAGAACUCUUUGAUAGUUCUCCCUUCUUUCAUAAAACGUGUUAGAUUUUUAAAGCCCAGCCAUCUUAAAAUUAGAACUGUUUCCUUCUGAAAGCAACACUGCUCCCUCUGCACAAAGACAGUAGGUUGUAGAGGGACUCCUCUCAUGAUUUCAGAACACAGAAUAAUCCUCCCCUCAUACUUGUACCCUCCCCCCCCCAUUGUGCUGCUGUUGCUGAAUCUAGCAUUAUGUAGUCCUCCAGGCCACUGAGGGCAUGCAUGCUUGUGCCAGGAAGGAAUGAUUGCCUCGGCAUGUCAAGUCUCCUUUUCAGAUGUGUUUCUCUUGUGAACAUUAUGGCAAUACGGUAUUCACCUGGAGAUAUUCCUAGCUGCACAGACAGAGUGCAACUCUCAGGUUCCGGCUCUACCUUGUGGUGGUAGGAAGUGUGCAAGGGAGGGAAUAACACUGACCGACUUUAGGAUCCAUGUGUGGGUCUUUACCCAUAUUACACAGUAGCAGCCCAUCUACCUAUCCAUCCCGUAUUUACAUUUGCCACUGCAUAUUUCAAAAAGAAGAACUACUUUGCCUACUGCCCGAGGCAGCUGAUCUGGCGUGUGGGAAAAGGGCAGCAAAUUGUUCCUUAUUUAUAUUAUUGCCUUUUCCUCUUCUCAGCGAGAGGUUGCUUGUAAAGUUUUCAGGAGCCAAAUACCUAAGUUGGCCUUGAAUAACUACUAUGCUCCUUGACGGUGGAUUGAAGUGGGGGGGGGGAGAGAUUUGCUAUUUCUCCUCAGGCAGCAAAAUGUCUUAGGAGGGUCUCCUUUCUCCUUCACCUGUGAGAAAACCGAUGGGAGAAGGCGAUUUUGAGCUGCAAGGCGACAGGAGUGGAAAGUAUUAAAGAGGAGUAUAUUGUACACACAUCAUACAUUUAAAGCACCGCAAAAAAAAGAAUCCUAGUUUACCCCUCAGAGCUAUAAUUCCCGGCACCCUUAACGCAGCCAGUACGGUCUCUCCCGGGCAGCUUCCAGUUACAACAUACUGUAGCCUUUCCCAGGAACUUUUGAGUUUAUUUUUAUUUUUUAAGCAAUAAAUUUCAUGCAACUCCUCGUAACCAUCCACCCACAUACUUCGCAUGCCAGACAAGUGCCGAUGCCGCUGUAAUUCGUAAUGUCUGAAAUCAGAACGAGCCUACAAACACAGAAGAAAGGCUACUGUGGAAAACAUUAAAAGCAACAACUUUAUUACGGCAUAAUAAAAUGUUUAAAGUCUUUAAGAGUCCCCUCCUCCCUCUUUUUCUUUUUGCUACUCCAAACCAACACGACGAAACUAAGGGAUACACGCCGGGGAAUCACGGCUUCCGGUCAGGCACCGUGGUGCUUAGUACAGACACGCGUCUUUCCCUUGCAGGCGUUAGAAUACCCUUCUAACGCGAGCCGCAGGCGGUCAAAGUCCUCUGGCCGCAGCGGAAAGUGCGGGGUGAGAACCGGGACGGGUUGCGCCCUGUUCCGCUGAGAAGUGGCCCCGAGAAGUAGCCACAGUCGCCAGCGCCGCCGGCUAUCAGGACACAGCCCGAGGGGACAACCGCUUUCCCUGUCCCGGUCUCUCUUUUGCCAGACAGGGCGACUUCUGAACGCGCCAGCGGCCAACCCGGGCUGCGCCUCCGUCCCUGGGAAGUCAUUUGUCCUACAAGAGCGUCCGCCCCGCUCCACCCCUAGACUACGGUUGCUGCGGAAGCGGCCCGGCAGAAGGAGGAGGCGGAGGCAGGCUGAACGCCGCCCUGGGCGCGCUGUCCCCGCCCGGUGCCGUCCCGUCCUCCGCCUGCGAGACUCCCCGACCAGGUGUGUAGUCGGCGCAGAGUUCAGAGAGUCCGAGACGGCGGCUGCGGCGGGGUGAGUCCUUGGCCACUGGGAAGUCGCGCUGUAUGCGGUCAGAAAGGAGCUCAGAGGGGCCUCAGCCUUGAGCUGCAAUGCGAUGGUAGACUAUUCUGGAUGGAUUUCAGCUCCACACAGAACUGAAAAGCUGAGGUAGCCUCUGAGGUCUGGGACUCUGCAUUACUGUUACCUCCCUAGUAUGGGUGUGUCAUUGUUAUUUUGCCUCACAUUGGGGUUAUUGCCCACAAUAAUCAUUGGGAAGGCAUGGCAAUGCCCACCUCGAUGGUCUAACUCAUCCAGAGAUUUUACAGUGAAGUACAGCUUCCCUACAUUCGAUGCUGGGAGUUCCAUUCAGAACAUUGUCACUUCUGAGUACGGUGAUGUGAUCUUUGUUGCAGUUCGGAACAAGAUCUUCAUGUUGAACUCAAAGAUGGAAAUUCUGUCUACAAUAGUGACUGGUCCCUGGGGUAACGCCGCGUGUGAGAUCUGUGCCAAGUGCCCCGUGAAAGGGCCAAUGAAUCCCGAAGAUACAGAUAACAGCGUUCUGGUGAUGGAUCCUCAAGAAUUUUGGCUUUAUAGUUGUGGGACUUCCCAUCAUGGUGUCUGCUUCCAGCAUGAGUUUGAAAAAAAGGGCAAAGUUGUGUCAGUUGACACCAGAUGCCUGUUCUCUGCUAAAUUUAACAAGCCUUCUGAGUGUCCAGACUGUGUGGCCAGUCCUUUAGGCACUAAAGUUGUAGUUUCUGAUGUGGGACACACAGUAUACUUUUACGUUGCAUCUACCAUUAACAGAAACAUUGCGGAGACAUAUAGCCCCAAAUCCGUGUCUAUACGGAGACUCAAGAGUAAUGCGGAAGGGUUCGACCAUCCUUUCCACUCCUUAACGGUGCUACCUGUGUUUCGAGACACAUACCCAAUUAACUAUGUGUAUUCCUUUAAAUACAGGGACUUUGUAUAUUUCCUAACAGUCCAAAAAGAAAACACAGAGUCCAGCGUGUACCACACUAGGAUAGCAAGGCUCAGUACUGAUGAAACGGACGUACGCACGUACCGUGAACUGAACUUGGACUGUCGCUUUAACACCAAGCGGAAGAGGAGUCUUGCAGCAACCCCCAGGGAUGUCGUUUUUAAUGUUUUGCAAGCAGCUCAUGCUACCCAGCCUGGCUCGAAACUGGCUCCUGAGAUCACUGUCAGUGAUGCCGACAGAGAACUGGUUCUCUUUGGGGUGUUUGCUGAAAGCCUGCCAGGCAGCAAAGUGCCCCAGAAUUACUCGGCAGUUUGUGCUUUCCCCGUGAACAAGAUAAACGAGGCUAUCGAUGAAGGGAUGAAGGAGUGCUGCAAUGUGGACGUCCACAACCAUGUGCCUCGAGGACUGAAGUUUUAUCAGGGUUUGGAGUACUGUCCACAUAAUGUAAAUUUCUCAGCCCCAGUGGUGAACACCAGCUGCUGGAAGAAACCCACCUUCAUCUCUACAAAUUACUACAGGGUGGACCUCUUCAAUGGACGUAUGGCUGGAGUGCUGCUGACCUCCAUCUUUGUAACUGUAAUAGGUGAGGUGACUGUGGCUCAUCUAGGCACAUCAGAAGGAUGUGUUCUGCAGGUGGUGCUUCCAUCCAACGUCUACACAAAUGUAUUGGCCAACUUCUCCUUGGGGGAGACAUUGCCAGUGCUGCGAGAAGUCAGCAAGCUGAAUGACUCUUUGCUGUUUGUCACAGGAAAAAAGGUUUCCCAGGUGAAAAUAACUGGUCCAGGCUGUCGCCAUUUCCUGACAUGCUUCCGCUGCCUGAAGGCAGAGCGUUUUAUGCAGUGUGGCUGGUGUGGAAAUGCAUGCACCCGUCGGGAAGACUGCAAGGGAGAGUGGAACCAAAAAAGCUGCUCUCCCGUCCUCACUGAUUUCCACCCCAGAAAUGCACCGCUACAAGGCAGCACUAAGGUGACACUCUGUGGCUCAGGCUUUCGUUCAGGUUCAUAUUUCACUGGCAUGGAUGCCUCACCUUCAACCCUUGGUGACUACAAGGUUACAGUGGGACAGAAGAAUUGCACCAUACUGUUUGAAGAGAGCCUAGAAAACAGGUACAGUGAAGUGCCGCGCUGGAAAGAUUAUGUUGAAGUUAUUGUCUGUACUUUGACACCAAAAGAGGAAGUGAACAUGUUGGGGCCACAGAAGGUUGAGGUCACUGUUGUAGAGAAGGAGCACACCCCAUUUUACAUCAGUGGCUCCUCAGUCCUCAGUGGCUUUGAGUUUAAGCUGCCUAAAAUAACGUCUAUCCAUCCACCAUACGGCCCACAGGCUGGAGGAACAGAGAUCUUUAUCCAAGGACAAAACCUCCUGGUGGGAGGCACAAGGAAGGUGAUGGUUAAUGGCCGGGAUUGUCCCUUGGUCACAAGGGAAAGCCAGAAAGAGGAAGCCAUAAUUUGUACCACGCCUCCUGUGAACAACCUGGGCAACGCUUCUGUGACUGUAGUAAUAGAUGAACAGCCGUUUCUUUCUCCGAAGCCCUUCUGGUAUCAAGAAGAUCCCCAGAUACACCAUAUCUCUCCCAACUGCACCUAUGACGGUUCAAAUAUCUCCAUCAGUGGCACCAAUUUGGAUUCAGUGUAUUAUGCAAAGGUGCAGUUUGAGUCUGCUGGAGUGCUUACUGAAGCUAAGGAUUGUAAGGGGGAAAGGUCUGCUACGAGCCUCGUGUGCCAAGGUCCUCACUACCCAUUGGAAAACAAGGCAGCGAGCAUUCAUGGGAACCUGAAGAUCUUGAUGGAUGGAGCUCUGAGGCACAAGAAGUUUCUCAUGCGCUACUACCCCAAGCCAGUGAUUUACCCCUUUGAGCGGCAAGACCAAUUGUACACAAUCAAUCCAGGAGAGGAUGAGAUUGAGAUCCAUCAUAGAGGACUGGAUGCUCUGGCAGGCUGCAUGGCGAUCUCUAUGACAGUGGCUGGCAAAGAAUGCCACCCCACUGUGCUGAAAAACGAGGUGACCUGCCGAAUCCCCGGGGACCUGAACUCCCCUCUGCAUCGUAUGCCAGCACAGAUUUGUGUGAAUGGAAACUGCACAGACCUAGGCUUUGUGGUUGUGAAAUCCUCCUUAUCUCCUGUUGCUGUUACAUUGGGGACCAUUGUAGCCAUCCUAUUCCUCUGCUUCUUGGCAUUUUUCGUGACGAAAUUCAUGCAGCGGAAGAAGAAGAAGAAGUCAGGAACUGAAAACUUGGAAAGACUCUCAAGCCUCAACAGGGGCAUGACGAGCAUCCCUCUCCUUCCCUCCAACCCUAAUUACACAGAUACUGCUGCAGAGCCCCGUACUUCUAGAGUGAGUCUUGGAAGCGCCUCUUACACAGCAAGCAGUGACGGUUCUGCCAUGCCCUUCAUGCGGGUACCUUCUUAUUCCAUUAAAAAUUUUCGGCCGCAACUGUUAGAAGAGGUGAAGGACGUUCUAAUCCCAGAAGAGCAGCUGCUUAUGCAACAGGACCAGAUCAUUGGCAAAGGUCACUUUGGGAGUGUUUAUCAUGGAACGUACAUAGAUUCGGACCAUAGACAUAUACACUGUGCUGUUAAAUCUCUGAACCGAAUCACAGACUUGGAGGAGGUGGAAGAGUUCUUGAAAGAGGGUAUUCUGAUGAAGAGCUUUCACCACCCCCACGUCCUCUCUCUCAUUGGGAUUGCUCUCCCUAGGGAGGGGCUUCCCCGGGUGGUACUGCCAUACAUGAAGCAUGGAGACCUGCGGCACUUUAUCCGUUCAGAGGAGAGGAACCCAACUGUGAAGGAUUUAAUAGGCUUUGGGCUGCAAGUGGCUCAAGGGAUGGAAUACUUGGCCCAGAAGAAGUUUGUACACAGAGACCUUGCUGCUAGGAACUGUAUGCUAGAUGAGACCUUCACAGUAAAAGUGGCAGACUUUGGGCUGGCCAGGGAUGUCUUCGACAAGGAAUAUUACAGCAUCCGGCGACACCGCAGAGCAAAGCUGCCGGUUAAGUGGAUGGCCCUUGAGAGCCUGCAGACCCAAAAAUUUACCACCAAGUCUGAUGUAUGGUCCUUUGGGGUCCUCAUGUGGGAGCUGAUGACACGAGGGGCUUCUCCGUACCCUGAAGUGGACCCAUAUGAUAUGACCCGCUAUUUGUUGCGAGGAAGAAGGUUGCCACAGCCAGAAUACUGCCCGGAUUCUCUGUACACCGUAAUGCUGAACUGCUGGGCCCCAAGUCCUGAGGAGCGACCAACUUUCUCUGCAGUAAUCCAGGAAGUGCAGCGUAUUUUAGCCUGUCUAAAGGGGGAGCAUUAUAUCAACCUGAAUGUCACUUAUGUCAACCUUGAUCAAGACCAGCCUUUCCCCCCUAUGUCCAGUUGUGAGGAUGAUUUGGACUCCAGCGGGCUGAGUGAGGAAGAGGCUGCUGCUGUGCACUGACAGAUGCGAGACAAUUCUCAGGUAGCACACCUGAGUUGAGCCUAACACUAUGCAAGCACUGCCAGCCUUCCUGUAGCUUCACUUCUCUGACUGAGGAAGCUUCCUGACUCAUCCUCCGUUUGAACCUUGGCUCGCCACAGCUUGGUUUCUCCAGUUGUCCUGCAUCUUCCCUUCAAGCAUCUCCCACCUAUGUGGGUUCAAGAAAACUAUGGCCGGAUACCUUCUGUGAUAUGAUCCCUCUGCUAAAGGGCUCAGGAAAAGGCAGAAAUAAGCUCAUCCCUUCCAUAAGAGGUGGGGGCAGGUCCCCUUACCCCUCUUAGAAUAGUGAAACAUCCAGAAUAUGUGGGGCCUUGGGUGCUGGCCUGUUUUAGAAAGGGCUAUAAAGUAAUUUAAUGUCUCAGCCUGUGGCUGAAUCUGUAUAUAAAAGAAUAAAUUGACUGUUGUUUA